This is a messenger RNA of Diabrotica balteata, 945 nucleotides long. The record is from the annotation of a GenBank genome assembly. NCBI's taxonomy places the organism in Eukaryota, Metazoa, Arthropoda, Insecta, Coleoptera, Chrysomelidae.
AUGACUUCUCAUCAUGACCACCAGGCGCUGCACGACAGGUUAGAAGCUACCAGAAGAGAGUUGGAGGACGAAAGGGACGGUGCCGAGAGGUUGAAGAGAGAGGCCAACAGCCGCUUCGAACAGGACCGAACAAACAUAAACAAAUUAAAGGAGGAAUUGAGUAAGUACAAGACGAGGUUGGAGGAAGCCAAAGCCAGGACCGAAGAAGAAAUCAACAAGCUGGAACAGCGGAUCGAAGAGGUGAAGACGGAGAGAGAUAACUGUCAAAGUGAGGCGGAGAAUUUGAAAAUACAGUUACAGUUGUGCGAAAAUAAGUCGGAAGGUGUUAGUAAUCAGUUGCACGAGACUCUUCGGAAACUUAAAGAAGCCAAUGUGGUAUUGCCUUUAUCUCGCCACUAUAAGGCACGUAAUUUAUAUGGGAUUCAUGCGGCAGCCAACGUGUUUAAAGUAACAUCUGAUUUUCAUAAACACCAAAGGACAAUAAACAGUGGUUACAACGAACAAACAAUUAAUAAAAUUUUAAAUCAAAAACUACAUAAGAAAGCCCUGAAAUUAGUAUUUGCACCACCAGAGAAAAAACCAAGCAGUUUCUGCUCGAUUACAUAUACAGGCAAGAUAUCAAUAAAAAUAGACAAGCACAUAAAAAAGAAAGGAAUAACACCAGCUAUUAGAACAAACAACAACUUGGGCACAUAUAUUAAAAACAAGAACCAAAAUAAAAAGUACUUACACAGUGGUGUAUACAAACUUAAAUGUGGCGACUCUCCAAAAACUUACAUCGGUCAAACUGGUAGAACUUUUAACAAAUGUAUAGCAGAGCAUAAAAGGGCUUUCAAUAAUAGAAAAACAGAUUAUACAUACGCACUUCACCUUCAAGAUCAUAAUCAUUCUUUUCAUGAUGAAUUUCAAAUUCUUCACAUCCAAAAUAAAAGCUAUCUUUAUUAG